AUGAUCGAGAACAAUGAAGAUAUUGUUUAUCGUUUACAAAAACGAUAUAAUGAUAUUGCACGUUGUAUAAAAAUAACAGUUGAUCUUCAAGCUACAUCUAUACCAUUAGAUAGAUCACCAUCAGUGACAAAUAUAAUGUCAACAACGAUCGAUUAUAUACCAAUAUUAGAUGAUCAAAAAUCUUUAUCAAUGUUUACAGAUGGUUUAAUACCAUAUCAUUUUAAAGAAUUAAUAACAUCAAAUAUUGAUUAUGAACAUCUUAUUGAUAUUAUUAAAUUAAAAAUAAAAUCAAACGAAAAUAUUUUUAUUAUGCAUGGUCAGAUAGAUGGAAUUGUUGAUAAUGAUAAUGAUGAAAAAGAUAGAAAAUCAUUUGUUAAAAAACGAGAAUUUUUUUUUCAUUCAACUAAUAAUUAUAAUUAUUCAUCAAAAAUCAAUGGACAAAAUCAUUAUACGAAUGAAUUGCCAGUAUCGAAUAAUUUAAUCUCUAUGUCACGAUUUAAUCCAUCCAAUAGAUCUUUAUUAGAAGAACGAUUACGACGUAUACAUAAUAUAUAUAAUGAAACAAAAGUUACUCUUAAACGUUUAAAUGAAAAUGAUAUUGAUGAAACAAUUUGGCAACGUUAUGAACAGUAUCAAACAAUGAAUAGAUUUCCUUCUCAUAAUCGUAGUAAUACUUAUUCCACUAAUAAUAAUAAUAAUAAUCGUUCGUAUCCAACAACUAAUACAUCCUAUCCACGUAGUAAUUAUUAUCGUGAUUAUUAUACUGGUAAUAAUUAUGAAGAUGAAGAUGGAAUGUUACUUGAUAAUGAAUAUGAUGAUUUUGAAAGUAAUCGAGUUUAUCGAGGUACAACUCGUGGACGUCCUCGUGGUCGAGCUGGACGUGGUUCUCAUCAUGGUCAUCCACCACGUGGUGUUAAUCAUUUAACAACAGGUUCAUUUCAAUCGAAUCAACGUUUAAUUCAACCAAAAAUAGAAUCUCCUAAAUUAAAUGAACAACAACAACAACAACAGCAACCUAUUAGAAAUAAACGUAAACCAGUUAAACUUAAAUCUGUAACAGUAACAACAACAACAACAACAGAAGAAAAACCAAAACGACCAGGAAAAGUUUUACGUAGUGGAAGAAUAUCAAGAAAACCACGACGAGAUUUAGAAACAGAUUUUGGUUCAGAUAAUUCAGAUGAUAGUGGAGCAAAAGAUAAAGAAACUGGUUCGGAUGAUGAUGAUGAAGAAUUUGAUUUAACACAACUUGGUCUUGGUUUUGGUAAUUCAUCAACAAUUGUAACUAAAGGACGUGAUAGUUCAUCAUCAUCAUCAUCAUCAAAUGAUUCAUUAACUGUAACAAAUCUUUCAUUAACUAAUUUUGCUGCAUUUGCACAAAGUCAAUUAUUAGCAACAAAUUUAGCUAAUGGAUUAUUAAAAACUAAUGAUGAAUUAAGUAAUGAUUCGGAUUUUAGUAUAGAUGGCUUUGAAACAGAUGAAUCUGAUGAUAUUUUAAGUCAGAAAACAAAAAUAAACAGUGGAAAUACAGAUGAUGAAGAUCUUGAUGAUUUUACAUAUAGUCAAACAAUGUUAUCACUUAUUAAGAGUAUGCAACCAAAUCAUGUUAAAAUUGAUCUUGAUCUUGUACCACAAAAUAAAAAUGUUAAUAGUAAUAAAGAAAAAUUCAAACGACCAGCCGAUGAUGAAGAUAUCUAUGAACCAAAUCGUCCAACAAAGUCUUCAAAAGUUAAAACUCCAAAACGGCCUGGUGCUCAACAAACAAAUAAAUCUUUAUCAUAUCCAUUUCCCAAGAAGACAUAA
Rotaria sordida is the source of this 1803-nucleotide messenger RNA. The record is from the annotation of a GenBank genome assembly. Lineage: Eukaryota; Metazoa; Rotifera; Eurotatoria; Philodinida; Philodinidae.